This is a messenger RNA of Anopheles marshallii, 3876 nucleotides long. Its product is annotated as serine-rich adhesin for platelets. Lineage: Eukaryota; Metazoa; Arthropoda; Insecta; Diptera; Culicidae. The coding region runs from base 1 to 3876 and encodes 1291 amino acids. The record is from RefSeq and is a predicted model, not a curated record. The transcript has 11 exons.
AUGACACUAAUAGGGCCGGGCGCCCCAGGAAUGGCAUUUAUGAUGAAGAAGAAAAAGUACAAGUUCUCGGUGGAACUCCACCUGGAGGAGCUGGUCGAGGUACCGUUCCUGAAUGCGGUGCUGUUUGCGAAGAUCCGUCUGCUGGACGGCGGCUCCUUCCAGGAGCACAGCAAUAGGGAGGAGGUGAAAAACCACACCGUGAAGUGGGGUCAGAAGUUCGAGUUUCCCUGCAAAAUGACGUCGAAUGCGUCGACCGGCGUGCUAGACCCCUGCACCGUACGGAUAUCGGUGCGCAAAGAGAUCAAGGGUGGCAGGAGUUACCAGAAACUAGGCUUUACGGAUCUAAAUCUGGCAGAGUUUGCCGGUUCCGGCCUAACGUCGCGCAAGUGUUUGCUCGAGGGAUAUGACGCACGACACCGGCAGGACAACUCCAUGCUGAACGUGUCGUUACGUAUGCACAUGAUUCAGGGUGAUAUAUUGUUUAAAGUUCCUUCUCCCAGUCCGAAAUCGAAGACUGCCCUACCACAGGACAACCUAGCACUCGGACUACAGCCCACCGAUCCGGCGAUGGCGACGGUCGGUCCCGUCGUUACACCCGUCGUAACGCGCGUUACUACCAAAGAAGAUCCAUCGGCCGCAUCCAUUGCGUCCGGGUUCGAUUCGCUGCAGAAGAAGAAGCCCCCCACGCAGGGUCUUCCGACGACGAUAGAGCACCAACAGUCGAUCGACCUGGACCCGCAGUCGUUUAUCAUUACCGAUUCCGGUAUCUCUGAAUCUUCCGAACCGCCAUCGUCCCUGCUGGACUUCCAGUCGAAUCUUUCCCUCGUAGCAUCGCUACCGAUCAGUGUCGGUGCACCGCAGGCUGGCAAUGUGCCCGGCAGCCAGGUAGUCCCGACCGUUGGUACCGUACCCGGUGCGAUGGAAUUAGGUCAUUCGCGCAACUCGAGCAAUACUAGUCAAAUGUCCAAAGGCUCCGGUUACAGCAGCUUCUCCCACAGUCAACACUCGAGGCAAAGCUCCGAGGGGGAUUCGGGUCACCAGAGGUUCCGUCCGGCGACGGCAACGGUUUACCAUGGCAAACCGGGCACGGUGCUGACGGUGGUGCCGGCCACCAGCUCCACAUCCACCACGACUAGUAGUAGUACCGCACAGUCUUUAGUUAACGGUGGCGCUAGCCGAUUCGUUCCGAUCGCUAAUAAGAACCUUCUCACCAGCGGUAUCAGCAACAGCAGCAGCUGUAGCAGCAACAACACCGCCAGCAAUGGGAGGCCCAAGAUCAACCCAACGAAGCAGCAGAUGAUGACCGCGAACCGGUUGCUCAUGAAGCUGCGCAUACCCCAGAGCCCGAACUCCGACUCGGGCGAUGACGUGUUUGUCACGCCGGACGUGACGGUGCUGUCGGAGGAUGAGGGCGGUGGCAGUGACGAUCGUACGGAGUCGGGCGUGGAGGAGUUCGGUACGCCCACGUCCGAGAUCCCGCUGGCCAAGCUGAUCAAGAUCAAGAGCAUGAACAAUUUGGCCGUUCCGAAGGGUACCUUGUUCUCGGAUGAAGAGAUGGACCAACCGGACGGAUUCCUCCAAGCGGACGUAACGGAUGAGCAUCAUCUUACGCCCGGCAUGAACCUGAGCCGCAUGAAAUCGCUCGGCAACCUUUCGGCGUACGAGCGCGAGUUCGGCCACACGCCGGUAGACUUGCUACAGUCGAAGCGGGACUUCGAAACGAGAAGGUUCAGCUUUGCAAAAAUGCGCUCCCUGACCGAUCUAACGGCCGGUGAUGAAUCGGACGAUGUGCUGGUGCGCCGCAGACGACAGCUUGAGGCGGAAGAAAAGAGCUCCUCGGAUGAGUCUAAACCACCGUCCUCCUGUCAGCUAUCACCACCGGGCAUGGUCAGUGGAAUCGAGCUCGCCAAUCGGUUCCUACCCUUCCAGAUGCGCAGCUCGUUCCACAGUGGGGUGUACCGGAAGCGAUCCGGGAUAGGCUAUACACGGUACAUCGGUAUCGAUGAUGAUCCGGCGACGUCAACCGCAACGAAUGGUGGACCAUCGCUCGGCGGCACCAAUCUAACGAAGAUAAACUCUCUCAGCACGAUUCCGACAGUGCUGCCGGGCGAGCGGGUCAACCAUGUGCCGUUCCUAACUCCCAACAUUGGGCGGAAAAGGUUUGCUUCCGGGUCGGCGUACGGCACAACGAACAACAGUGCCACCAGUAGCCCGGACGAGAACGAUCCCGAUCCGAUCCGGUUGGCCAAACCGAAGAUAAGUUCCUCUCCUACCAGUACAGUAGCGAAGGUCAUUGCCCGGAGCUCCGUCCGUGGGAAUAAUCCAUUCGAGCGUAACUUCCGCAAGAGUGCACCGAUCAGUGGGAUCGUCGUUGGGCAGGCGGAACCCGCGCCAGGCACUCGUGGCAGUGGUCUUCUUAAAACUUCCAGCUCAUCCGGCUCGGUGCAGCAGUUGCAGCAGGUGGGCGGGUUUUUCCGCCAGUCCGACAGCAACUUCUACAACAUCGUGCGUAACUAUCCGAUCGGCAAGUCUUCCUCCGCCAAUCUGGAGUCGCUCAAGCAUCGCUCUUCCUACAACAACUUCCCGCUGAGCCUGAAACCUCAGCAACAACCGCAGCAACAGCAGCCUCAACAACAACCUCAUCAGAAGCAAUCGAAAGGAGGCUUACUGUCGAAGGGAGCCGGUGAUCCGAAGGGCAUUGUACCGUUGGUCGGUGCGAAACCAGUGGCUGUGAAUCACCAACCAACGGCGACUACAGCAACGGGCAACCGCGUCUACCAUAGAUUCCGCUCAGUAGUGCGGGUAGUACUUAAGUUUAUCAUAAAGGGACAAUCGAACCAAUCGACUAACGAUUGUCAUAAGUCCGUCACCAGCUCCACCAGCAUCAGCAAUGUUACCAAUGCCAGUGGUGGUGGUAGUACCAACGUUACUACCGCAGCUACCACUCUUACUUCUUCUUGUACUACUACCACCACUACUACUACUACCGCUACCACUACCACUACUACUUGUUGUUCCAAUUCUACUUCCACCACUACCACCAUCUCUUCUACCAGUGCGACGGUGUUAAAGAACAUUUGUGGUUUGCACCGGCGCUUGCUGGACGGCAGUACCCGUCAACUAACCUCACUAACGCUAGCGACACCGUCGACUUCCGGCGCGGGCACAUCCUCGUCCGGCUCGAGCGCCAUCAGUCCAUCGUCGACCGGUACGUCGGUCGGUACUGGGGCCGCGUGCUGUGCACUGCCAGCGGGCACCACCGGACCUGCUGGCAGCACUGCUGCACCCAGUGCCGACUGCACGGACAACAUGGUGGCCGGCCCGAGCGUGGUUCUACCGCCCGGUGGAAGCGGGUCCACCGAACGUACGAUAGCGGGCGUAUCUAGUGCGGGUGGACCAACCGGUACCGGAGCGGCCCUGUGCGUUGCUUCAUCGUCAUCCACAUCCGGGUUCGAUACGUCGAUGCUCAACAAUGGCACUAACAACUCAUCAUCCCUCAAUCUACCAUCAUCGCUUGCGCUCAGACGUCCCAGUGCUAACAUAAACCCCAGUUCUGGUUCCAUCCCGAUGAGCGAAACCGGAUCACUCGAUCGCAUGAAGUCGGCGGCAGAGCGAAGGAAAAAGGGUUCCGGGCACGAUGGGGACAGCGGACCGACGCUGUCCGGGCGCGUUGAGGACACCCGCGUCAACACCGGUCUGAUCAUUGACGAGCUGUUGAAAAACACCAAACUGGACCACUUAGAAGAUGCCGAAAAUCCCACCGGGCUAGCACUGUACAUCGGUAGCGAUGGUACGACGAUGGUUGGCAGCCACGAGGUCCAUUCACGCAUGCCGGCCGGAGCAUUUAAGCAGGUUGUCAUGGAAACGCCAAGAUAG